Molecule: messenger RNA, 4261 nt
Organism: Megalobrama amblycephala (Wuchang bream)
Lineage: Eukaryota; Metazoa; Chordata; Actinopteri; Cypriniformes; Xenocyprididae
Product: adhesion G protein-coupled receptor E3-like
Exons: 19
Coding region: 170-2650 (826 amino acids)
Biological process (GO): adenylate cyclase-activating G protein-coupled receptor signaling pathway; cell surface receptor signaling pathway
Cellular component (GO): membrane
Molecular function (GO): G protein-coupled receptor activity
Source: RefSeq, a predicted model, not a curated record
UCAUCAGAAUGAUGGACAGAUAACUAAUCUAUAAACAUCUCAACAAACACACAUAUCUUAUUCAGUCAGUGUCGGGUGAGGAUCACUGUAUAUCAGCUUAUAUCAGGAAACUCGUCCUCUGAACUGGUUUGUGGAUAAAAAGAAAUAAACUGGACUGUCAAAACUGACAAUGGCUUUCAUUCAUAAAGAUGUCUUAAGACUUAUCUUGGCCAUUUCAACUGUGACACCGGUGACGACUGCAACUGACCCCUGCUACAACUACACUGUGCUGGACAAUCCAUGGAGAUCCAUCAGUAAUACAUAUAACACCAUGUGUGACACCUCUGUAUCCUGGAGCGGCUGGUAUCGUCUCUUCAUUAACGGCCUGAGCGCUUAUGUCGCAGACACGUGUGUUGCUCGGCAGAGAUGUGGCACUGAUUACGCACUGUGGAUAAGUGGUGGACACCCAACAGUUAAGGAUGGAGUCGUCACUCGAGAUGUCUGUGGUUAUGCUGGCAGUUUCUGCUGCUAUUACGGGUCUUAUCCCAUUAAAGUCAAAGCCUGUCCAGGCAAUUAUUAUGUCUAUGAGCUGGUUAGACCAACUCUCUGCUAUUCAGCAUACUGUGCAGACACUGGUAACAUUACCACUGUCACACCAGUGACCAUCUCACCUGACCCCUGCUACAACUACACUGUGCUGGACGAUCCAUGGAGAUCCAUCAAUAAUACAAAUAACAACAUGUGUGACCAGUAUGUCUCGUGGAGCGGCUGGUAUCGUCUCUUCAUUAACGGCCUGAGCGCACAUAUCCCAGACACGUGUGUUGCUCAGUAUAGCUGUGGCACUUAUUACUCACUGUGGAUAAGUGGUGGACACCCAACAGUUGAGGAUGGAGUCGUCACUCGAGAUGUCUGCAGUUAUGUUGGCAGUUUCUGCUGCUUUUUGGGGUCUUAUCCCAUUAAAGUCAAAGCCUGUCCAGGCAAUUAUUAUGUCUAUGAGCUGGUUAGACCAAUUCACUGUGCUUCAGCAUACUGUGCAGAUGUUACUAACAUCAGUGCAACCUUUCCAACAGUCACACCAGAGACGACAUCAGCUGGUAUAAAUAUAACACUGCAGGAAGGAUGCACUAGUCAGAACUGUUUCCAAAAUCUACUUGAGCAGAUUGAGAACAUUACAUCAUCUCAAGUGCUCUCUGUGACUACUGUGACGAACAUUUUGACUAUGGCCUUCAAUGCUUCAGAGAAGAUUUUAGACUCGUCAUCAUCAUCAGUCAGCCCAGCUGAACUCGCCUCCUAUGGAAACCGUGUGUUAAAAACCAGUGAGAAACUCAUCUCUACGUUGGUGAAGCCGACAGACACAAGUGACAAUGUCAGUUUGGCUCUUGCUGCUGUUGAGGUUGAAGUCUUCAUGGUUGGACCAAGUGUCGCCUUAAAUAAAAUCCCUCGACUUGACACGACAAACUCUUCUGUGGACAUUGAUCUCAUUGGGAUUGCCAAGAACAAUAAAGGAUCAGCUGCUGUGGCUUUCAUGGGUUACAACACAAUGGAGAAUCUACUGAAGCCCGACUUCUUCAACACAUCAAAUGAUACGGUUAAAACCAUGAUGUCCACUGUGAUCUCAGCUACUCUUCCCAAAACCAACAACACUAAACUUACCAAACCAGUCAACUUCACCCUCAAACACAUCAGAGAGUUUGACCUCAACGGUUCUCUGUCUUGUGUGUACUGGAAUAUCAGCGAAUGGAUUGUAGAUGGUUGUUCUGUUUUAGAGACCAACAGCAACUACACUGUGUGUUCCUGUGUUCAUCUGUCGACAUUCGCUCUCAUCAUGCAAACCAGCAGACCACCAGAGAGCGACUCACAGCUGGAUCUGUUGAAUUUGGUGUGUGUGAUCGUGGGGCUGGUGUUCUUCAGUUUGGCCCUGUUGACCUUUGCCCUUUGUCAGUGGAGUCCUGGAGUGAAUAAUGUGGCUCGAGUCAACAUCUGCAUCAGUCUUCUGUUGGCUCACCUUCUGUUCCUGCUCACACAACAGUUCCUGGACCUCAUACGCCCUCAGCAGGUGUUGUGUGCCGUGAUAUCAGGUGUGCUGCACUUCCUCUUUCUCUCCGGCUUUGUGUGGAUGUUCAUUGAAGCUGUGCUGCUCUUCAUCUGCGUGAAGAACCUAUCACAGAUCAGCUCCAAAAAGAGGGAGGUGCUAAGCAGUGGAUUCCUGUGUGUGAUUGGAUAUACGGUUGCUCUGGUUGUGGUGGCCGUGUCUGUCGGGCUGCUUCCUGAAGGCUACGGCAGUGAAAACUGCUGGAUUAAAAUGGAUAAAGGUUUCAUCUGGAGUUUUCUGGGUCCUGUUUGUGUCAUACUAGCAUUAAACAUGAUUCUCUUCAUCAACAUCAUCAUCAAACUGAACUCAACUCUCAAAAAUCUGAACGCUGAAGUUUCACAGAUGAAACAAACCAAGACUAUGACAUUUAAAACACUGGCUCAGUUUGUGGUUCUUGGUUGUUCCUGGAUUCUGGGUUUCUUCACUAAUGGCAGGAAGGAGCUGGAGAUCCUCUUCCUGAUCUUGAACUCCCAGCAGGGAACCUUCAUCUUCCUGGUCUAUUGUGUCCUCAAUAAUGAGGUCAGGCAGCAGUACAGGAAGUGCUUCAGAUGUCUUUGCUGUGGACGCAAACAACACUGAGGACAAUAGCAGCAUCUUCAGGAAAUAAAAAGUACUGCUCAAGUGCCAUUAAUAUAUGGGUGAUGUUGUCAUGAUUCCAGCCUGUAUUCCCCUGUCUCAUGGUUAAGGACUUUUAUGUUGAAGUUUUUCUUUUCAAUUGUUUCUGUGUUCACUUCCUGUGUUUAGUUUCUUGUUGCCCUUGUUCCUUACUCCAUUGUCUGUUUCCAUAGCUACCCUCAUUUGUUACUAUGGCCACUCGUUGAAUACACCUGUCUCUCGUUAGCCCCAUGGUUUCCUUGUGUAUUUAUCAUGAUGUAGGACUUUAAAUGACAAAACACUCACUUGCAAAUAUUUGAGAAUCGGAAUAUCAGAUAGUUGAUGACAUGGUGAUAAAAGCAAUACAUCUGUCGUACAGUGUGGCCGCAAUGUGUCACGUGACAAUUAUGACAAGUCGUCAUGGAAAAUAAAAAGGAAACAUUCUAAUGGUGGCCUUAACUCUGGAAGGUCAGCCAGAAUAUUUUAAACUUGUGUGUGAAAGGGUUCAUCUAACUUUUAUUAAAUUUAAUUAAACAUUUAAUCUAAUUUCUUCCCAAUGUCCAUUUUCAAAUAAAGUCAUUGUGUGACAGUUGUUGUCAGCUCGUGUAGUGUGUAACCCCCUGUUGCGGAUCAUUUACGUAGGGUCACGUAGUGUGAACACCACAACGACUUCAAGACUCCACAGCAAGUCAUGUAGUCUGAACAGCACAGCGAUCUGCUGACGUUUAAAGUCCUGUAGUGUAAACUUGGCAUUAAGUGGCGUGAGAAAGUCACUUAAACUACACGAAAUCCGAUCAGAGCAGUCAGACUCACUGACACGGAUUUCUAGAAAUGCAAUUUGAAUAGGAUUCCAAACCACAUAUGAAUGUUGCUCGAAACAGAUUUUUAAAAAUCACAUUUAAUGUUUGGAAAAAUUUGGAUUUGGACUGACAGUCUGAAUGUAGCCUUAUACCUGUGUUUUAGAUGCCUUGUGUCUGUCCUUGUUUUAGCAUGUUUCAUAAAGCUGUUACGUUCUUGUUCCUUCCAUUUUGUUCCUGUUCCUGGUUUGGAUUUUUGAUGUGGAAUAUCUUUGUUUGUGUUUUUGGAAUCAAUGUUGCUCCAUCCUGAUUCUUGCUCCUCCUUUUCCCUGCUGCUUCGUAACAAAUGUUAUAUUUAAAUACACAGAAUCAAUGUUUUGGGUGUUAAAUGUAGUCUCAGCCCAUUUCUUUAUAUGGAAAAAAAGAUUAUUAUUUAAUCUUCUUUUGAAACCUACAAGAUUUUUUUUGGUGGAGGGUGAAAAGCAUUUUUUACAGACUGAGUUGAGCUCAGAAAUCUACUUUUUUCUUUAAGGAUCCUUUUUAUAUAUAAAUAUUCAUAUGGCAAAAUAUAUUUUCAGAAGGGAAGGUCACAGGUUUCAUAUGUAGGGGAUUUACCUUUAUAACUAAACUUAAGAUAUCAUCUGUUCAUAUACUUAUUUUAAAAUGGCUUGUAUUUUUGUAUUAAAACACAUGAAUAAUGAUUGUAUUUUUUAUUUUUUUUAUUUUUUUUGCUUUUGCUUUCGUUCAGGUUUUAUUUUAAUGUUUUGUUACAAAGUUAUCUCUUAAUAAACAGUGUGAU